This is a messenger RNA of Malus domestica (apple), 703 nucleotides long. RefSeq names its product large ribosomal subunit protein P2B-like. Gene Ontology annotation, cellular component: ribosome; cytosolic large ribosomal subunit. NCBI's taxonomy places the organism in Eukaryota, Viridiplantae, Streptophyta, Magnoliopsida, Rosales, Rosaceae. Gene Ontology annotation, biological process: cytoplasmic translational elongation. The record is from RefSeq and is a predicted model, not a curated record. Gene Ontology annotation, molecular function: structural constituent of ribosome.
AGCCUUAAAAUAAAAACAAUUCUUAGUGUAUAAAUUGAUUCACAAGAGUUUUAACCUAAAUCUCGCGUGCUCUUAUUUCUCCGCAAACCCUAUUCGGCCGCCAUUGAAGCUCUGCUACGAAGCUCUAUUUGUUCACCUACGUAAAACGAGAUGAAGGUUGUUGCUGCAUACUUGCUCGCUGUUUUGGGAGGGAAGACGAGCCCCUCAGCUGCUGACUUGAAGGACAUUCUUGGAUCAGUUGGAGCCGAGGCUGACAGUGACAAGAUUGAGUUGCUAUUGUCCGAAGUCAAGGGAAAAGAUAUCACCGAGCUAAUUGCAUCUGGAAGGGAGAAGUUGGCAUCUGUUCCAUCUGGUGGCGGUGCAGUUGCUUAUUCCGCACCUGCAGCUGGCGGUGGUGGUGGGGCUGCUGCUCCUGCCGCUGCCGAGCAGAAGAAGGAGGAGAAGGUGGAAGAAAAGGAAGAAUCAGACGAUGAUAUGGGUUUCAGCCUUUUCGACUAAGGGACUUGCUUUUGGUGCGUUUCCUGUAUCAAGACUUGACAUCUUCAGUAUUACUUUCAGGCCAAUGCUGUGUUUUUAAGUUUCUAUUUCCAGAUCUCAAAAAUUUUGUUUCGAUCGAAGAAAUUUGCUUUAUAUAUUAUAUCCAUCUGUUUAGUCGACUUAAGAUCGCUUGCUUGUGGUUUAACGCGGGUCUGGUUCAUUCAAA